Molecule: messenger RNA, 1131 nt
Organism: Talaromyces proteolyticus
Lineage: Eukaryota; Fungi; Ascomycota; Eurotiomycetes; Eurotiales; Trichocomaceae
Exons: 2
Coding region: 1-1131 (376 amino acids)
Source: RefSeq, a predicted model, not a curated record
AUGAAAUUAAACAUAUUAGCCGUCGUUUUUCCAUCACUAACGAUAGCUCUGAGGGCACCAGUUCCUGAUGCGACGGCUCAUCCCCACGGGCAACUACUUGCACAAUAUCCUCAGCCUACGGCGUCAUUUGACGACAAUGAAUUUCAUGCGGCUGUGCGACGUGACACCACUGGCUCGUUUACUGCAAUCCCAACAUCGGGUUCUCUGUCAACCUCAUACGCACCAGCCAGCUUAUGUGGCUGGGUUGGCCAAGAUCCCACCAACAAUGUAUUUUGCGCCGAUGACGAGAAAUGUGUUUUCCAUGCUCCAAACUCCGCCUGGCCUGGCAUGGGUGGGUGCUGUCCUAACAACGACGACAGCAAUUGCGGUUUCGAAAGUACCUGCUACGACAGCUUCGAAUUGGCUUCUACUCCCGCUCUCCUUGCUACGAACAACCCAUUUGCCAUCUAUUGCACUGAGUCGGCGUCACGAAACUGCGUUACAUGGUAUUAUAUUCAACUAGGGAUCACGGACUAUGGUUGUGGGACGGCAUAUGAAUUUGAGACCGUUUACACCGACGCAACUCUCACGACCGAUCAUGAUACAUAUGUCACAAUGGUGUCUGUGUCCUAUGUUCCAGACGCCUUGUUGCAGCAAUUCGCAAAUGGAGGCAGCACCAUGUCUACUGAGCCGGGGAAAAUAACAACAUCUGGGAAGGCUUCAACAGCAACAUCACUACCGACUGUGCCCGCGACUUCCGCACCAGCGGCAGCAACAUCUGUAACUUCAUCCAGUUCAUCAACGCCAGUCGGCGCCAUUGUUGGCGGGGUUGUCGGAGGUGUUGUCGGCCUCGGGGCCAUCGCUGGCGCAUGCUUUGUGGCCUGGUUAUGGAUGAAGAGGAAAAAGGAAAACAACCCCAUAGAAAUGUCGUCUCGAAACAGCACCCAGCCUGGGGGUUACCAAUCAGUUCCACAAUAUCAACUACCACAGUCUUGGGACAACGCUACAUCCACAUUCUCAGAAGCUGGCGCUAAGGAAGUAAGGAAAGGACCAACUGAGUUGCCCGAUGGGCCUAUUAUUGAAAUUGAUUCGAACAAUCGGAACGUUGUUACCGAAUUACCGACCACGGAGCCCUCACAAACGAGCCACUAA